This is a messenger RNA of Chara braunii, 1688 nucleotides long. The record is from the annotation of a GenBank genome assembly. NCBI's taxonomy places the organism in Eukaryota, Viridiplantae, Streptophyta, Charophyceae, Charales, Characeae.
UGUAAGAAGAGCUGUGUAGAGGAGGAGGAGGACAGUAGUGAUCGUAAUCAUCAACAAACCAAACUUGCUGUNGGACAGUAGUGAUCGUAAUCAUCAACAAACCAAACUUGCUGUGGCCAUGUUCAGAGGGGAUAGCGGUUCAGAGAAAGUAACAAAGCACGAUGUGAAAGCAGAGGAUUUAAUCCUGCAGUGGACGCUCCAGAACUCAUCUCAUUCCGCUGGCCAGGAAGAGAAUCCUACCCCCAGCAAAGCCGUGGAGAGAAAAUUUGAGAGGUCAUUUGUUUAUGAUGGUGACAACAGAGAAAACCCUGUUAUCAUGUCGAAACAUUUUCGCACAUUUGAUGCCAGAGGGCAGGGUGAGGGAGAGGAGGCAUUUGAUGCACAAGUGGACACAGAAAGUUUCGACAUCUUCAACGAGAAACUUGUUGCAAAUGCGUACAUCGACGAGGAUUUCUACAAGAUUCUGGAGUCAAAGGACAACAGUGAAGCAGGAUGGUGUCAUGUCGUGCUGAGGUUGGGAAGACACUAUAGUGAGCCGCAUCCUGCUUUACGUAUCGUUGAUGGAUCGACGUCCCCCGAUGGAAAGCUAAUGCAGCUAGCAGUCUCAUCCCUCAUGAGAACAUAUCAGACGGGGAAGGACUUUUCCUGUGGUGGGAAGUCAUGGUUUGUGCUGGUAAAUAAAGAGGUCGACAACGUGGAGCACGGCUAUGGCGCCCAAGUGGUUGUGGUUCUGGUUGUUGUUGUGGGUGUUGCUGUUGUUGUUGUUGUUGCUGUUGUUAUUGUCGUUGUGCAGGUCGACAGCGUGGAUCACGGCUAUGGCGCCCAGGUCGACAGCGUGGAGCACGGCUAUGGCCCCCAGGUGGUUGUGGUUCUGGUUGUUGUUGUGGUUGUUCCUGUUGUUGUUGUUGUUGUGCAGGUCGAGAGCAUAGAUCAUGGCUGUGGUGCCCAGGUACGUGACGCAGGUGUUGUGCUGGUCGACAGCGUGGAGCACAGCUAUGGCGCCCAGGUGGUUGUGGUUCUUGUUGUUGUUGAGGUAGUUGUUGUUGUUGUUGUUGUUGUGCAGGUCGACAACGUGGAUGACGGCUAUGGCGCCCAGGUCGACAGCGUGGAGCACGGCUAUGGCACCCAGGUGGUUGUGGUUCUGGUUGUUGUUGUUCAGGUCGAGAGCAUGGAUCACGGCUAUAGCGCCCAGGUCGACAGCAUGGAGCACGGCUAUGGUGCCCAGGUGGUUGUGGUUCUGGUUGUUGUUGUGGUUGUUACUGUUGUUGUUGUUGUUGUGCCGGUCGAGCGCGUGCAUCACGGCUAUGGCGCCUGCGUCGACAUCGUGGAUCACGGCUAUGGCGCCCAGGUCGACAGCGUGGAGCACGGCUAUGUCGCCCAGGUGGUUGUGGUUCUGGCUGUUGUUGUGGUUGUUGCUGUUGUUUUUGUUGUUGUCUUGGUCGACAGCGUCAACAGCGUGGAUCACGACUAUGGCGCCCAGGUCGACAGCGUGGAGCACGGCUAUGGCGCCCAUGUGGUUGUGGUUCUGGUUGUUGUUGUGGUUGUCGUUGUUGUUGUUGUUGUUCUGCAGGUCUUCAACGCGGAUCAUGGCUAUGGCGCCCAGAUAUGAAUUGAAUUUUGGACUACAAAAUGUAGAAGUGUUUGGUGAACUUAAAAUGAUUCUGCCUAAACAAAUAAAAAGGAUAUGC